AUGUCCGGACAACACUCCCUCCCCGACCUCCCCUACCCCUACGACGCCCUCGAGCCAUUCAUCUCGAGGCAGAUCAUGGAGCUUCACCACAAGAAGCAUCACCAGACGUACGUAACCGCCCUCAACGCGGCAGAACAGGCGUACGCGAAGACCAGCUCGCCCAAGGAGCGUAUCGCCCUCCAGGCUGCUCUCCGCUUCAACGGUGGUGGCCACAUCAACCACUCUCUGUUCUGGAAGAACCUUGCUCCUGCUGCGUCUGAGAAGAAGGGCAACGGCGGUGCUCUCAAGGACGGCCCCCUCAAGACGGCCAUCGUGGAGAGCUUCGGCUCCUUCGAUCAGUUCAAGAAGGAAUUCAACACUACGACCGCGGGCAUCCAGGGUUCCGGAUGGGGCUGGCUCGGUGUCCACCCACAGACCAAGCGUCUCGAGAUCGUGACCACGGCAAACCAAGACCCACUGCUGAGCCACGUUCCCGUCAUUGGCGUCGACGUCUGGGAGCAUGCUUUCUAUCUCCAAUACCUCAACGUGAAGGUCGACUACCUCAACGCGAUCUGGAACGUCAUCAACUUCGAUGAGGCUGAGACGCGCUACAAGGAGGCCGUCGGCGGCUCCAAGCUCUGA
Fibroporia radiculosa is the source of this 621-nucleotide messenger RNA. RefSeq lists its product as uncharacterized. Gene Ontology annotation, biological process: superoxide metabolic process. Gene Ontology annotation, molecular function: superoxide dismutase activity; metal ion binding. Lineage: Eukaryota; Fungi; Basidiomycota; Agaricomycetes; Polyporales; Fibroporiaceae. Gene Ontology annotation, cellular component: mitochondrion. The transcript has 4 exons. Bases 1 to 621 code for a protein of 206 amino acids. The record is from RefSeq and is a predicted model, not a curated record.